GCGCGCGCCAUGCAGGCGAACGGCCGCGGCGAGCAGCACUCGCCGAGGUCGGCGGCGGGCGGCUGGCCGUCCCCCCGCGGCGGCGGGGGCGAGCAUUACUCCCCGUCGGCGUCCAAGACCCCGCGCGGCGGCGCGGCGUCCCCGAACAAGCUGCCGGCCAGCGCGGCGUGGCUGGUGGACAGCCGGUGGGCGCUCUCGGCCGCGCUCAGCCUGCUGCUGUUCCUGGCCGUCGCGCUCGCCGUGACGUCCUUCUCGUCGUCUUCGUCAUCGUACGUCUCCGCGUCGGCCUUCUUCUCCUCCGACGACCAUGCCCAUCACGCGCACGCCGCCGACGUGGUGCAGGAGGGCGUCCACGCCAGCCAGCAGCAGCCGCCGCCGGAGCCCCUUCCCUCGCCGCCGCCGCCCGGCGCGGAGCUGCCGCGGCUGGCGUACCUGAUCUCCGGGUCCAAGGGCGACCUGGAGCGGCUGUGGCGCGCGCUGCACGCGCUGUACCACCCGCGGAACCAGUACGUGGUGCACCUGGACCGCGAGGCCCCCGUGACGGAGCGGCUGGCGCUGGCGGCGCGCGUGUCCAACAGCACCGUGUUCCGGCGCGCCGGCAACGUCCACGUCGUCCGCCGCGCCAACAUGGUGACCUACCGCGGGCCCACCAUGGUGGCCAACACGCUGCACGCCUGCGCCAUCCUCCUCCGCCGCGGCGGCGCCUGGGACUGGUUCAUCAACCUCUCCGCCUCCGACUACCCGCUCAUGACGCAGGACGAUAUCCUGCAAGUCUUCUCGACGGUGCCUAGGAACGUCAACUUCAUCGAGCACACCGGUUACUUGGGCUGGAAGGAGGGGCAGAGGGCGCGCCCUCUGAUCGUGGACCCCGGGCUGUACGGGUCCAAGAAGCAGGACAUCUUCUGGGCGUCGCCCAAGCGGGAUCUCCCCACGGCGUUCAAGCUCUUCACGGGGUCGGCGUGGGUGGCGCUGUCGCGGGACUUCGUCGAGUACACGGUGUGGGGCUGGGACAACCUGCCGCGCACGCUGCUCAUGUACUACGCCAACUUCGUCUCCUCCCCGGAGGGCUACUUCCAGACGCUCGUCUGCAACGCGCCCCGGUUCGUGCGCACCGUCGCCAACCACGACCUCCACCACAUCCAGUGGGACGUGCCGCCGCGCCAGCACCCGCACGCGCUCGCGCUCGCCGACCUGCCGGCCAUGGUGCGCAGCGGCGCGCCCUUCGCCAGGAAGUUCCCCAGGGACGACCCCGUGCUCGACGCCAUCGACGCCGAGCUCCUCGGCCGCCCGCCGCCGGCGCGCCCCGGCGGCGGUAACGGCACCGCGCCGGCGGCGUUCGCGCCCGGCGGGUGGUGCGGCGGCGACGCCACCUGCGGGGCCGUGGACAACGACUGGGUGCUCAGGCCCGGGCCCGGCGCCGAGAGGUUCCAGAGGCUCAUCGAAAGGAUCGUCAGGUCCGAGGCCUUCCUCAACAGGCAGUGCAAGUAGUGCUAGAUCAUCAUCAUACUGUACUGUGUGCGUUGUCUUACCUUCUGGAUCCUCGUCGUCAGUGUACAAACAAACACCAACAGAUAUAGCUCAGCUUCGAUAUAGUAAGUAAUACACACACAUAAACCCUAGUCGAUCUGGUUGUGAUCCAUGAGACUGGUGUGUGAAUCCUCUUCUUGAGUCCUGACCUGCUGCAGC
Messenger RNA from Panicum virgatum (switchgrass), 1686 nucleotides. RefSeq names its product beta-glucuronosyltransferase GlcAT14B-like. The coding region runs from base 10 to 1488 and encodes 492 amino acids. Gene Ontology annotation, cellular component: membrane. Lineage: Eukaryota; Viridiplantae; Streptophyta; Magnoliopsida; Poales; Poaceae. The record is from RefSeq and is a predicted model, not a curated record. The transcript is spliced from 3 exons. Gene Ontology annotation, molecular function: glucuronosyltransferase activity.